CCUAUAGAAAUGCCGGCUUACCACUCUUCUCUCAUGGACCCUGAUACCAAAUUCAUUGGAAACAUGGCACUGUUGCCUAUCAAAAGUCAGUGCAAAGGACCUGCCCCUAGAGAGACAAAAGAUACAGAUAUUGUGGAUGAAGCCAUCUAUUACUUUAAGACCAAUGUCUUCUUCAAAAACUAUGAGAUUAAGAAUGAAGCUGACAGAACCUUGAUACAUAUAACUCUCUACAUUUCUGAGUGUCUAAAGAAACUCCAAAAGUGCAAUUCCAAAAGCCAAGGUGAAAAAGAAAUGUAUAUGCUGGGAAUCACUACUUUUCCCAUUCCUGGAGAGCCUGGUUUUCCACUUAAUGCAAUUUAUGCCAAACCUGCAAACAAACAGGAAGAUGAGGUGAUGAGGGCCUACUUACAGCAGCUGAGACAAGAGACUGGACUGAGACUUUGUGAGACAGUUUUUGACCCUCAGAAUGAUAAACCUAGCAAGUGGUGGUCUUGCUUUGUGAAGAGACAGUUCAUGAACAAGAGUCUUUCAGGACCUGGACAGUGA
Molecule: messenger RNA, 546 nt
Organism: Neomonachus schauinslandi (Hawaiian monk seal)
Lineage: Eukaryota; Metazoa; Chordata; Mammalia; Carnivora; Phocidae
Product: actin-related protein 2/3 complex subunit 3-like
Exons: 2
Coding region: 10-546 (178 amino acids)
Biological process (GO): regulation of actin filament polymerization; Arp2/3 complex-mediated actin nucleation
Cellular component (GO): Arp2/3 protein complex; cytoskeleton
Molecular function (GO): actin filament binding
Source: RefSeq, a predicted model, not a curated record